GAGACACCGUGACAAAAUCAGGCGUAACGGAGAAUGUUAAUGAGGGAUCUGCUGACUUGUAACUGUCGAUAGCUGCCCGAUCAUCUUCCUCUCCACCACCAUCAUGCCCGCCAAAAAAAACCGCGAUAAGAAGGCUGCCGCAGCCACAGCACCCGCAAACGAACCCGACCCAUCCGCUCCUUCUGAGGCCACGGAAACCCAACCAGCUGAAGAACCUCGUCCUCCAGUUCAAGUCCUGUAUUGCGCAGUCUGCACUUUUCCACCCGAAUAUUGCGAGUUUGGGUCCAGCUUCACUCGAUGUAAAGCAUGGCUACAAGAAAACCAUUCAGAUCUUUUCGACAAGUUUUACUCUGAAGAGGCAUUGCAAAACAAACUUGGCACACUCAGCGUGGAGGCGCAGUCAAGAUUAGAGAAAGAUACUGCAAAGAAGGAGGCCAAGGCCGUGGCGAAAGCGGAUGCUGCAUUAAAGAAGAAGAUGUCAUCGACGGUCACAAUAAAACGGAUAGAGCGCAACAAGCGGAAACACGUCACUUCUAUCCAUGGAUUAGAGGCGUUCGACAUAGAUUUGAAAAAGGCCGCUAAACAGUUCGCAUCCAAAUUUGCCACAGGUGCUUCCGUGACGAAGAAUCCCCAAGGACAGGACGAAAUCGUUAUACAGGGGGAUGUAUGCGAUGAGGUCCUGGAGAUGAUCGAAGAAGGUGCCGGAAUGUUGAAAGGAAUACCCUCGGAUAAUGUGGAAAUAAAGGAAGACAAGAAGAAGAAAACCACCGACGACUGACCACGAACAUUGAAAUCUGUAUAUCUCAUGUUGCACCAAGUAUUCAAGAUAUCAAUAUCAGUAUAUGACUUAGGUUGCACGAACAAUGCAGAAUUAACCUAUGAAUUCUCGAAACAGG
Molecule: messenger RNA, 896 nt
Organism: Marasmius oreades (fairy-ring Marasmius)
Lineage: Eukaryota; Fungi; Basidiomycota; Agaricomycetes; Agaricales; Marasmiaceae
Exons: 4
Coding region: 104-778 (224 amino acids)
Biological process (GO): formation of translation preinitiation complex; translation reinitiation
Molecular function (GO): translation initiation factor activity; mRNA binding
Source: RefSeq, a predicted model, not a curated record